Messenger RNA from Penicillium alfredii, 837 nucleotides. RefSeq names its product SDR family oxidoreductase. The record is from RefSeq and is a predicted model, not a curated record. Gene Ontology annotation, cellular component: endoplasmic reticulum; lipid droplet. Gene Ontology annotation, biological process: triglyceride catabolic process; phosphatidic acid biosynthetic process. NCBI's taxonomy places the organism in Eukaryota, Fungi, Ascomycota, Eurotiomycetes, Eurotiales, Aspergillaceae. The coding region runs from base 1 to 837 and encodes 278 amino acids. Gene Ontology annotation, molecular function: acylglycerone-phosphate reductase (NADP+) activity; triacylglycerol lipase activity. The transcript is spliced from 3 exons.
AUGACAACCAACAGCUCCGUCCUCAUAACCGGCUGCAGCGAUGGUGGCAUCGGCUCCGGCCUAGCCCUCGCCUUCCAAGAACGCGGAUACCAAGUCUUCGCGACAGCCCGGAAUAUCGACAAAAUGGAAGCGUUGACAGGUCUCCCCAAUGUGACGCUGCUGACACUGGACGUGGUGGAGCCAAGUCACAUCGACGCCGCAGUCAAGGCCGUGUCAGCACAGACGGGAGGGACACUGUCGUACCUGAUCAACAAUGCCGGACGCAACCACUUCAUGCCGAUUCUUGAUGAGACCAUUGAGACGGCGCGCGAGAUCUUUGAGAUCAAUGUGUGGGGGCCGGUGGCGGUGACCAAGGCAUUUGCGCCGCUGUUGAUCGAGGCGCAGGGGACGCUGGUGAAUAUCACGUCGAUAGCAGGGCAUAUUCCAUUGCCGAAUAUGGGGUCAUACGCCGCAUCCAAACGCUCCCUCGAAAUCAUCUCCGAAAGCCUGCGCCUCGAACUGACCCCCUUCCACGUCAAAGUGCUGUCCGUCGUGACCGGCAGCGUCGCAACCAACGGACAAACCUACUUACAGAACUGGGCGCUCCCACCAGACUCGCGAUACAAGCCGAUUGAACAGAGCAUUGCGCAGAUUGUACGAGGACAUGACGGCAUUCCCCGAUCGCCAUUAACGCAAUACGCGACGGAGGUGGUUGAGCAGAUUCUGGCGGGCGCAGCGGGCCGGAUUUGGUGUGGGGAACGAGCGGCGACGGCGAAGGAGCCGGUGGAGGGCGCGGCAGCGGACCAGCGGGAUCGGUGGGUGAUGCAGCUCUGGGGGCUGGAUGAUCUUUCAGGGUGA